CCGAAUCAAUUCCAAGUUUCCAACAAAAAAAAAAUGCUAUUAAAACCCGUGAGAAACCCCCAACGCAAAGGUUUGAAUCUGCAAAAGGGUUUUUGUGUUUGAAUCGAAGGCGGGCUUCAACUUUCGAGUGUAUCACUGACACCGUCCAGUCGGAGUCGAAAAUGGAUGUCCCCAAAGAUCAGAUGUCUACUCUUCUCGAUUGCGGUCUUUAUAACUCUGCUCAAAUGCUCGGUUGUUUCCUUGUUUCUUCAUCUUCUGUGAAUAAUGACUCCAGCCCACAUCUCAAGGCUGAAAAUCUGGCUCUCCAUGGUGAUGCUUUGUUUCGAGAUAAGGAGUACAAAAGAGCUAUUCAUGUGUACAAACAAGCAUUGCAAUACCACAAAAUCAUUCCAAAAAUAAAUGCAACAACUAGAAGUUCAUUGUCCACAUCAAACAGGUCUUCUUCCCCAAAUUCUUUUAAUGUAUCAGCAAUAAAUGAAAACGAGGUGAAGUUCAAAAUCGCAUCUUGUCAUUGUGCCAUUAACGAGAAUAGAGCCGCUCUUGCUGAGAUGGAGACUAUUCCAAGUAAAUCAAGGAACUUGCAAAUGAAUCUAUUGUUGGGAAAGCUUUAUCGAUAUUCUAAACACAUUCGUCCUGCCAUUGCUUGUUACAAAGAGUGCCUAAGACAUUGCCCAUAUAUCAUUGAGGCUAUUACAUCAUUGGCUGAGUUAGGUGUUCAAGCAAAAGAUAUUUUUUCAUUGCUUCCACAGACACCUAACAGAAGUGGAAGGCCUCCUUUUGAUCAGUUUGAAUCCAACCGUUGGUUGCAACGUUAUGUUGAGGCUCAAUGUUGUAUUGCAUCAAAUGAUUAUAAAGGUGGUCUAGAACUUUUUUCAGAACUUCUUCAACGGUUUCCCAACAAUGUGCACAUAUUACUUGAAAUGGCAAAGGUGGAAGCUAUCAUUGGGAAAAACGAUGAAGCCAUUAUGAAUUUUGAGAAGAUUCGGUCAGUUGACCCUUAUGUGGUGAAAUAUAUGGAUGAAUAUGCUAUGCUUUUGAAGCUAAAAUCAGAUCCAUUAAAGUUAAACAAAUUGGUGCAUGAUUUGCUAAACAUUGAUCCAGCCAGGCCUGAAGUGUUUGUGGCUUUAUCUGUUUUGUGUGAAGGGAAAGAUGACAGAGCUGCCUUAACUAAUGCUGAGAAAAGCAUACGAAUUGAUGAGAGACAUAUAACUGGACACAUAGUGAAGGGUAACCUGUUUCUAUCAAUGAAUCAACCAGAAGCAGCUGUGGUUGCCUUCAGAUCUGCUCAGGAAUUAAGACCUGAUCUGCGUUCCUAUCAAGGGUUAGUUCGAUCUUAUCUGGCAGUUUCAAAAACCAAAGAAGCAUUAUAUGCUGCAAGAGAGGCAAUGAAGGCCAUGCCUCAAUCUGCAAAAGCUCUAAAACUUGUUGGUGAUGUAUAUGCUAGUAAUUCUAGUGGAAGAGAAAAGGCUAAGAAAUUUUACGAGUCUGGCCUUAGACUAGAACCUGGUUACCUUGGAGCUGCAUUAGCAUUGGUGGAUUUGCACGUGAUGGAAGGUCGCAACUAUGAAGCUGUAACUCUUCUUGAAAGAUACCUUAAAGAUUGGACUGAUGACUCACUACAUGUUAAGCUUGCUCAGAUUCUUGCUGCUACUAAUAUGUUGCAGGAUUCCCUCUCACAUUAUCAGGCUGCUUUGAGGAUUAAUCCUCAAAAUGAAUCAGCAAAAAAAGGGUUGGAACGAUUGGAGAAGCUAAUGAAGGGAGUUGAUCCUGAUGCCCCUGAAGAAGAGGAGGAGAACGAUGGUGAUGAUGGUGAUGGUGAUGGUGAUGCUGAAGAAGCGGAGCUUUUAUGAUGGAUCAAAGGUUUGAAAUUGGUGACAUCUCUCAUCUUUUUGUUCAUCUACAUGUAUAUCAUCAAGAUCUUAUAUAGUCCACCUUCAGAUGGAGAUUAAGAGAACUUAAAAAGCAUCUGAAAUAUGUUUUGACCAAUUUAAAUUUGGUCAAAAAAAUGUUGUAUAAAAAACUUGUAAGGUGAUGCAUGCUCAUAGCUUCAAGUUGUUUGACUCGCUAAUGAGCAAAAGAAAUGAUUCAAUCGUCUUUUAUUCAGACAUGUGUUAUUUUUCGUGUAAAACUUCGAUUCUUUUGUAGAUUUAUUUACUUAGUGAUCUUAAUCAUAUAUAACUCUUAAUCAUGUAACAUUC
Messenger RNA from Lactuca virosa, 2198 nucleotides. The record is from the annotation of a GenBank genome assembly. Lineage: Eukaryota; Viridiplantae; Streptophyta; Magnoliopsida; Asterales; Asteraceae.